GACAGUCAUAGCCCGUAGAGACACCAUUAUCUGCGCUUAGACAAAGCAGCAGCGACCUUCAAUCAAAGACACGCGGUGGUAACGAGUUGACCUGCCAAGCCAUAAAUAAGAUACCUAGAAUACGUCCGUAAAGAAUAGCAUCGUUUCGCCAGUCUCUCUAGCCCUCGCAUACAAAGACGACACUUGUUCUCUAUACCAUUAACUCGACAACCUUUUUUUCAAAUGUCAAACGAAUCAGCGGGAUCAGUACCCGAAUUAACGACUACGGCAGCAGCAGCAGAUAACAACGACGACAGCAGCAGCAGACGAGGACCCUUCAGCGACCCUUCAGACGGACUGCUCGUGCCCUUCUACGAACAACUGUUGAGACUUUCUUUCCCAGACAGUGUAACAGCAAUCGAACACUGCCGUGAUCUUUGCGCCCAGUUUGGCUUCACUGUCAAGCAAGAAGCAAGCACGCAUCGAAACAUCUAUGUCUAUUGUUCAAGAGAAGGUCUUCCUGACUCACUACGAAAUCCAAAGUCGAACCCAAAGCGUAAACGACCGUCCAAACGUUGCGAUUGCCGAUGGCGCGUCGUCUUAUACCAACAGCAGGGAAAUUGGGUGUUUCGAAAGUCUUUGAAUCCCGAAGCAGCAAAACACAAUCAUGAACUGAUGCGGCCGGAAGAAAUCGAUCGCAAUUGGCCAAAGAAGGUCAUUGACUUCAUUUAUGAGCUGGCGCGCACCAAUUUGCCGACGGCUGAUAUUCGAUCCAAGGUACAAGCCGAGUUUCCCGAGCUCAGCUGGAACGAGCGACGUUUUUAUAAUCGAUUGACAGAGGAAAGACAAAAGAUCAAACAUCGUGAAGCCGUAACGCGGGCACGACGCUUAACCGACAUGUGGGAACGUGUUUGCGUGGCAGCAGCGGGUAACGAAGAGAUGUCGGGUUACAUCGAAAGCGAGCUCGCAAGGCUGUUUUCUGUAACCUGUCAAAUGACAAAGCUGGAUCCACAAACUCUGCAUCCUCCUUUGAUCGCCGGCGAAGAGGAGGACCACCAGCAAGAGCAGCAAAUGGAACAACAACAACAACAACAGGCACAGACAGAUGAAUCGAACGCUAUAGGCACUUCAUCGAUGUCGUCGUCGUCGUCAAGUUUACCUUCGGUUUUAAGUUCGCCUGGACAGAACCAAGAAUCGGGAAGCAGCGUCACAUCCCCAAGUAGCUGGCCACCAUCUGUUGGGGCCACAUCAACAAGUGCACCCAUACCUUUCCCACCGAAAAGAUAUAAAAAACCACUCCGUCCUGCAGGAAAGGAGCCGGCUAGCAAUAAGCAGGCUGAGCCACCGAAAGGCUUCGCAACUGUAGUUAUCCCAGAAACCACGUUUUAUGUCAAGAUACAUGGUCAACGGGUCGCCAAUGAAAUCCAGCUUUCUCGUAAUCCUCGACGGAACCGACCGACACCAGCUCAGCCCCAAGAGGCUGUAGAAGACAAUGGCCCGACGCGCAAGACAGCGAGACGAGCACCACGCCCACUACAACCUGCCCCAUUACAGCAAGGACAGCACCCGCAUUCAUCCAUGCAAUCUUCUGUACAGCAACAGCAUACGGAACAACGGCAACAGCAACAACAACAAAGAUUAUCCAUGUUAGAUCCACAGCAACAACAGCAUACUCCUCCUACCACUACUACGGCUACUACUAACUUUGUAUAUCAUACGGGAUAUGACCAUCAGGGCUUGCCUCUACAUUCAACGAUUCCCGGUUACGAUUUCCAGCGAUUCCAUCCACAGCAGCAGUACAGUAUAUCACCUUCAGGAUCGACAGGGUUCGCACCCCCUCCUUCGGCGCCCGUUGCGACUGACAACAUGUCACCACUCCAGCCUUUUGAUCCGUCCACCUCGGUCGUCCGAACUACUAACGAGCCGACAAUUCAUCCCGCGCUCCAAUCCAACCCAGUGGCGCACAGGCCACCUCCUGCCACAAUCAGGAGAGAUUCCGCGCCUACCAUGUACCCUUUGGCCUCUACUGCGCCCGGUGUUUAUCAACUGGCGGCCGCCGCUGCUGUUGUGACGUCGCGUGAAGAAGAAAUACGCGCUGCUGCAGCACAUCAUCAGCAACAAUCGCAAUCGCAGCCACACCCAUCACCGCAGCAACAGCAACAGCAACCUCCUCAACCACAACAACCAGAGAGUAGCGAGCGUAAUCUCUUUAUGCCUCAGCAACAUGAACAACAACAACAUCAUCAUCACCAUCACGGCAUCAUACCGUCAUAUCAAACCGACCAUCCACCCGAUACACCCAUGCCUGGACGGAACCAUCAUGAUGCUGAACCCCAAUAGUGUGCAGUAGAUGGUCUCCUAAAUUUUGUUGUUCUUUCUUUUAGUUUAAUCCAAAUUCUAAAGAAUCGCGACCAUCUACUAUGUUCAAAACAAAGAAGAAGAAGGAAAAAGGGUGUGAGGGAGUAAUUGCUCGUAGAAAAAGAUUAGAUGGAUGGAAGGAAGGAGUUGCUACUAUGAUUAUUUGGAUUUAUGCUAUAAUAUGUUUUUUAAUUCUUUGGAAUACUGGAGUAGAAAAAGAGAACGGAAGGGGUUUAUGAAAAUGAACAUCAACUUAUUAAAACAAG
Molecule: messenger RNA, 2603 nt
Organism: Zychaea mexicana
Lineage: Eukaryota; Fungi; Mucoromycota; Mucoromycetes; Mucorales; Lichtheimiaceae
Exons: 4
Coding region: 223-2319 (698 amino acids)
Source: RefSeq, a predicted model, not a curated record